AUGGCAGCUUUAAGAAUGUUAAAGAUGGGUGAACAGGGCGAUACCCCAGCUAAAGACUAUGUUCAUGGUGGUCCAAUGUAUCCUCAUGCCAGUUCUAGAACCAAUACUGUCAAAUUCAUGAGUAACAACUACCGACCCUUCCAAGAUAUACACGGUCGAAUCGUCAGCAAGAGCUUCAGCAAUUUACCAGGGAUGUCUGCAGAGCUGAAGGAAAUACAAAUGCAGUACCCAGUUAAACCCAAGCAACCCGACUCGUCCUCCAUCGACCAGGCCAUGUUAACUAUUGAUCAACAUACUAUCGGCCCAUCUGAAACUGGCAGCAAUGUUGUUGGUACACCUAAAGAAGUUACCAUCAUGUCCGGUGCCAAUCCACGAGUGGGAUUCCUUGAUCCUGUGCAUUCAGCAAUUUUAGACCAGAAGGCCGCAGCUACCGAAUCUAGAGUUAGUGUACAUGAACAGCAAUUAAACAUGAAAUUAGGUAGUGCUAAUGAAGGCUUAUUGCCCCACAAGUCGGAUCCAACCACUCACAAUAUUGGUAGCAUGAAUAUUGAGCCAAUGACUACAACCACGGUUGCCACGACUACCACUACCACUACGACUACAACAACUCAGCCGCCAACCACAACGACCACUCAGCCACCAACGACAACGACCACUCAGCCACCAACGACAACCACCUUAGCCCCAACUACUACAACCACCACGGCCACAACUACCAUGGCCCCAGCUGCCAGGCGUCCGAAAUAUCAUAAUAUAUUUGAAUCAAUUAAACACCUACAGAUGACCACGACACCCUUGCCAUAUGCAAAUCCAAUCAUAGUGGGUGAUUCAUCUACAACGCUGGUCAGAUCUUUGCGAGACCCCAAUCCAGUAGGAGCCUACCACACUCUACCAUCGUGGCUGACAAAAAUGAUCACUCAUCCAUCGGCAGUUAGAUCGUCGACUAAUUCUCAAUCUGGCCAAUGGAAACCGGAGUCUAAUAAUCAUUUAGUGGCACCAAAUCAAGAACCGAUCACCCAACUACAUCAAGAGCCUCGAAAUCACCCUAUAAGCACACACCCCGAGCCUCCUGUCCAUGAAAAGCCUGGACAAUCCUCUACGUAUUAUGGAUUUCAGAACAUAAUGCCAUCGCGGAAUACAGACCCACAUUCUAUAAGUUCCCAGUCAUACUCUUCUGGAUCAUCGAAUCAAAAUCAAAACCACGGAAGCAUUAUUCCUGGUCAUACUUCACGAAGUGGACAAUCGGCCUCACACCAUCAAUCUACAAACCCAUUUAUGAAUCGAGGAUCUUAUUCAGGAUCGUACACCAAUUCACAAUAUAUCCCGAUUCCCAAACGCAGACCAGCAUCCUCGUAUCAGAGUAGUUCAUCCCAAUCUUGGUUGUUACCGCGGAAUAGACCCCAAGCAAGCCAGCCAUAUGGAGAAACUGCUUACAGCAGUAAAGCAAACUACCCAGGAAGCGUUAUCACACAAUCCAAGCCCAAACUAGACUUACCGUUUCAACCCAAACCAUUAUCUAACUACCAGAAUUUUGGUCUUCUGGAAUCCCCUGCUAGUCAGAGACCAACAGAAACAGCCCCAAAACUUACCAUUGAUAGAGGAACAUUGUUGAGGGCAUUGAAGCGAAUACAAGCUCUUAGAGAUGGUCAAAGUAUCGAAACAACGACGCCCAAGGCUGAGGAGAAGCCGUAUAUUUGGUUACACUCUUCAAGGGACCCAGUGCGAGUGUCAAACAAGUUCGCUAAAGGAAUGUAUAACAGAGAACAGCAAUACCCGGCGAGGGGCUCAGCGUUACGGACGCUCGGUAUGGGUGCCGUUACUGGUAGUUAGUUUGAAAUUAAUCUAAUAUCUAUCCAUAGUGCAAUUAAUUUAACGGGUUGAGUGACAACAUUCAGUUGUUGGUCCAAGGUUGUUUUGGGGACGGAAAGAAACUGCUCAAAGGUGCUCAAUGAUUUCCCAAAUCUCAUCGAUUCCAUAUUUAAUGUUUAUGUGUUGGAAACCUACUUUCUUUGCAAGGAUCCAGUGUUACACUGAUUUUGUUUUGAACUUCUUCUGAAUAAUAUGGCAUAUUUAUCUUUUGUGAAGAUGUGUUCUUGCUGGGGACUUCUAAAGUUAAUAUAUGGUGUUGACUGAAACUGGAUCAUUUGGGUCCAAUAUAAAUUGUUUAAAUGACGACGGUUGUUGGUUAAUAAUUAUAUCUAGAAAAUAUAUUCUUGGUAUUCAAGAUUUGUUAAAUAUUUUUAUUAUAAUAAACCUAUGAUAUAUAUUCAAC
Messenger RNA from Lottia gigantea (owl limpet), 2272 nucleotides. RefSeq lists its product as hypothetical. NCBI's taxonomy places the organism in Eukaryota, Metazoa, Mollusca, Gastropoda, Lottiidae. The transcript has a single exon. The record is from RefSeq and is a predicted model, not a curated record. The coding region runs from base 1 to 1830 and encodes 609 amino acids.